AUGGACCCAUUCCGACGUAAUCCCAUCCUGGAGGUGACCAAGUGCGAGAUGUGUCCCAGGCUGGUGUAUGAUUUUGUGACCGGAUUGUGCGCCCGCUGCCUGACCAUUUGGUCCGGAAAGAAACACGUGGACGGGGUGCGAUUCACCUUGGAUCAACAGAGGGCCAUCAUCGUGAGCAUGGUCCGAGGUGCCCAGGACCUGGGUCCAAUGGACCCCGUUUUCCGGCAGGCCAUCGAAGAGACGAGGAUGCUACGCCUGCAGAAAGUUGAGCUGUUCCAGAAGAUUCGACAACAAGUCCAGCUCUCCACUCUCACCGUACCGUUUUACGACAAAAAUCCCAAAUAUGAGACCACUGAUGACUACUGGGAUGCCCCUGAAAUCGUCGAUGAGGACUUUGUGAAGUUCCAGAAGCAAAUAGACCUCCUAAGCGAUGUGCCCCGUGUAUCACUAAACGACUUUGACCCGAACAACAAUGCACAGUCACAAAAAAAGUACUAA
Messenger RNA from Drosophila takahashii, 498 nucleotides. RefSeq lists its product as uncharacterized. The record is from RefSeq and is a predicted model, not a curated record. Lineage: Eukaryota; Metazoa; Arthropoda; Insecta; Diptera; Drosophilidae.